Messenger RNA from Aspergillus welwitschiae, 336 nucleotides. Its product is annotated as Dabb family protein. The coding region runs from base 1 to 336 and encodes 111 amino acids. Lineage: Eukaryota; Fungi; Ascomycota; Eurotiomycetes; Eurotiales; Aspergillaceae. The transcript has 3 exons. The record is from RefSeq and is a predicted model, not a curated record.
AUGCAGGUCACUCACAUUGUCCUACUCCAAUUCAACCCCGACGUUACUCCCGAGGUUAGGGAGAAUGUCGCAGCCCAGGUCAGGGGCCUGCGUGAAUCAUGCAUUCACCCCGAAACUGGCAAGCCGUACAUCGUUUCCAUGAAGGCCGGCGCUGAUGUCUCGAUCGAGGGGCUGCAGAACGGCAUCAGCCAUGCAUUUGUCUCCGUUUUCGAAAAUACCGAGGAUCGCGACUACUUUGUGCACAAGGAUCCGGCGCACAUUGCGCUUGUGCAGAAUGUCAAGCAUCAUCUGGCUAAGGUUCAAGUCGUGGAUUUUGUUGAUGGGAAGCUUAUUUAG